Molecule: messenger RNA, 2381 nt
Organism: Gadus chalcogrammus (walleye pollock)
Lineage: Eukaryota; Metazoa; Chordata; Actinopteri; Gadiformes; Gadidae
Gene: ccdc50a
Product: coiled-coil domain containing 50a
Exons: 11
Coding region: 287-1324 (345 amino acids)
Cellular component (GO): cytoplasm
Molecular function (GO): ubiquitin protein ligase binding
Source: RefSeq, a predicted model, not a curated record
CAACGAAGAGGGGAGGGUCAGUCAUCGGUGGGAGGGAUGCUCGCAGAAUACCCUGAUCUGCUAGCUAUAGUAAUGAAGCAGCAUUGCUAACUAGUACCAGCGACGUGACACGCGUUAGUUAUCGAACCUCCAUAACGGGUGGCUGUCCGGCUCCUCGUCAUUCUUCACCGUGUGUUCGAGCAGAGGCCGCCGCCGGUCAAUCAAUCAGGGGCCGCCGGUGUUGUUAACCUUCGGAAGAACGCGGAAGUGUCAUUCAGCGUAAACCCCUUGACACAUUGCUGACAACAUGGCUGAAUUUAGCAUCGACAAGAAAAAACUGCCUCCAGUAAAAGAUGUGUGUCGUGACUUUGCAGUGCUGGAAGACCAUUGCCUGGCCCACAACCUCCAGGAGCAAGAGAUCGAGAGCCACCUGGCGUCCAACGUCCACAAGAGUCGCCUGGCUCAGCACGACCUGAAGGUGGCCAAGCUGCUGCAAGAGGAGGAGGACAUGAGGGCCAAGGCCCAGAGCAAGAGACAGUUCCGGGACCUAGAACGCCAAGAUAAUGAGAUCGCACAGGGGAUUCAGGAGGAACUCGUCCGACAGGCUGAGCAGCAGAUACUUCAGGAAGAAAAGGACAUGGCCAUCGCGCGUAAAAUGCAGGAGAAGGAGAUGAAGGAGGAGAGGAGGAGACAGAAGAAGCUGGAGGCUAACUUUGAGGAGGAGUACUUCGAGGAUGAAGGAGGUCGCAUCGUGCAUCGCGCCGGCGGCACCGUCAUCGCGGGCCAAGAGUACGGCCUGAGCGACGCCACCCAGGGCCUGACGUGCCUGGACCUCCGCGACCAGGAGGUCAUCGACAUGGAGGUGGCGCGGAGGCUGCAGGAGGAGGAGAUCUUGGCGAGCAAUAAAGACAAGCACGCUGCCCAAGUCGCUCAGGAUGAGGAAAUCGCUCGGCUUCUGGCGGAGCAGGAGAAGAAGGAGUACAAGAAAAUUAAGGAGCGGGAGAAGGAGAAGGAGAAGGAGCGGGAGAAGGAGAAGGAGAGGAUGAGGAUGGCGCAGGACAAAAAGAGACAGGAGGCGGGCCUCAGGCCUCACGCCGAGGACGUGGUCCGUCCGCGGGACGCGGGCCGGCCCCGCGACGACCACGGAGGGCCCAGAACACGGGAAGAGUUGGAGCACCACAGGCAGAGGAACCACAACAAGCCCACCAGACCCCCUCAACCCCGCACCCCAAACUACGAGAACGUGAACCCCGGCCCCCCCUACGGCUACUCCGACAACCCCUUCCCCCCCCGGGGCAACACCAGGCCAGAGGCGGCCUACAAAGGUGGCUAUUACAGACAGUGACUCAAGCUCCCUGUACUGGCCAGCUGUCCUUAUUUUGAUUUCAUACCAUUUUCCUCAUACCCUUGUUUGUAUUAUUAUUUAAUCUGUUUGUACUCAAGGAUCUGUGCUGUGAUCGACUGAGAGGUUUGGGACAAUCACUGAGUUGCCAAAAUGAAAUAUAUAUUUUUGAACCUCCCUAAAGUUGAGAGAAACCAAGUGUCUUGGGAGGGCUGCAGGUAUUUUUUCCUUUUUUUUGGCUUUAAAAUGUAUAAAAUUGUAUUGUAAUUCCUUUUUAAGUUGCCCAGCACCGAGCUAGGCCAAAGGAGCGGGCCCUGGGACCUGAACUCUGAUGAUUCUCCACUGAGGGACCGUCGUCCAUUGCUGUUCCGUCCUCGUUUGUCAAACGUCUGCAUCACAAGGGCUUCAUUCGCCACCGCCGGAUAGCCCCGUGGGAUGUGGCUCCAUGCUCCAUGCUCCAUCACGGCUGCUAGUGUCUUAAAACCAAGAUGGCUACCGCUUCUCAAUGCUGGACUUCGCAACUCUUGUCCUUUUAUAUCAUCACGCCGGGAGUCCAGGCUGUUCGACGUAGUCUCAUGCUGCACACGACUCAUGUUAUUUUAUUUUUUUUGGACGGAAGUGUUCUCAAUUCUCUUUAUUUUCAUAGGUGUGGAACGACAAAGUACAAAACAACCGUAUCGAAAUGCUGGGUCUUGGUCUUUUGGACGCCCCGCAGUCCAGACACAAGGAGUCUGUCUGGUGGGGUUCUGCGGACUUGUAGCGCGUGCAGUGUCGGCCGUGAGUGGUCUCACUGUCACUGUUUUCUUACUCUCUUGCCCUUUGAUGAAGGGAACGGGUACUACUGGUGAAGAGCGCGCCGAGGGCGCUCUUGCGUGUGGCUCUGUGUUUCCAAGUGCAUGCUUACUGUGCGGUUACUGAUCGGUGCGGUGUACUGUGUGCACAUGCGUUUCUCUCUGAGCUGGCUCCCCCACUGCUGUCUGCAGUUGGCACUCGUGUGAAUUUGGGAAUAAGCGCUAACUAAUUUAACUACAGUAUACGAUAUAUUAUAUAUUACCCUCUC